Molecule: messenger RNA, 5491 nt
Organism: Mobula hypostoma (lesser devil ray)
Lineage: Eukaryota; Metazoa; Chordata; Chondrichthyes; Myliobatiformes; Myliobatidae
Gene: chst1
Product: carbohydrate (keratan sulfate Gal-6) sulfotransferase 1
Exons: 2
Coding region: 178-1524 (448 amino acids)
Biological process (GO): keratan sulfate proteoglycan metabolic process; N-acetylglucosamine metabolic process
Cellular component (GO): trans-Golgi network
Molecular function (GO): N-acetylglucosamine 6-O-sulfotransferase activity; keratan sulfotransferase activity
Source: RefSeq, a predicted model, not a curated record
UCCCUCUGUCAAACGCAGAGGGAGCGGGGCUGCGGCUCCGGCUGAGGGAUCCGCUCUAGCCGGGCGGACGAGCGGAGGAGCAGCCGCGGGGCUGCGAGGGAUGCGGCUGGAGGGAGGCAGCCGAGCGGACCCCUCCGUGUGCGCGGGGACCGGCCAGGGAGCAGCGCUGGACACCGAAUGAGCAGAGCCAAACCCGUGGCUAUGCAGUGCUCCUGGAAGGCGGUGCUGCUGCUGGUGGCCGCCUCGCUGGCCGUGCAGUACACGGCCAUCCGCACCUUCAUCGCCAAGCCUUUCGCCAUCUGCCGGGUGGCCAAGCAGCGGGGCGGCUGCGAGCCGGGGACGGGCGCCUCCUGCCAGCCGAGGCUGGGGGAUGGGGAGGAGGAGGAGGAGGAGGACAGCGGCGGCGCAAGGAGACAUCCGGCCAGCCACAUCCUGGUGCUGGCCACCACCCGCAGCGGCUCCUCCUUCAUCGGACAGCUGCUGAACCAGCACUCAGACAUCUUCUACCUGUUCGAGCCGCUCUACCACGUGCAGACGAGCCUGAUCAACACCAGCCUGCGGGUGCGGCCGCCCAUCGACGGCCGCCGCCUGCUUCUCGGCGCCUACCGCGACCUGCUGCGAGGCCUCUUCAGCUGCCGCCUGCACGACCUGGAGGCCUACAUCCGCCCGGCGCCCGAGCAGCACAGCACCCAGCGCCUGUUCCGCCGCGGCGCCAGCAAGGCGCUGUGCUCACCGCCUGUGUGUGCCGCGUGGCCAACGGACGGGCAGCCCGAGGGCGGGGAGCGGGACAAGGCGGCGGCAGCCAGCGAGCGCUGGGAGGAGGGCGAGUGUGUGCGCCACUGUGGUGCCCUCAACCUGACGCUGGCGUCGGGCGUCUGCCGCCGCCGUCACCACAUCGCCAUCAAGACGGUGCGCGUGCCCGAGGUGGGCGACGUGCGUGCGCUGCUCGAGGACCCGCGCCUCAAUAUGAAGGUGAUCCAGCUGGUGCGCGACCCCCGCGCCAUCCUGGCUUCGCGCAUCGACACCUUCCCCGACAGCUUCCGCGCCUGGAAGGUGUGGCGGAACAGCGGCCGCAGGCCCUACAACCUGGACGCCUCGCACCUCAGCGCCACGUGCAGCGACCUGCUUCGCUCGGCCGCCACCGGCCUGGCCCGGCCCCACUGGCUGAAGGGCCGCUACAUGCUGGUCCGCUACGAGGACCUGGCCAGGCGGCCCGAGGAGAAGGCGCAGGAGAUCUACCGCUUCCUCGGCGCCUCGCUCGACGCCAGCGUGAGGAGGUGGAUCCUCAACAACACGAGGGGCGCCGGCGCCUCAGGCAACCACAAGUACGCCACAGUGAGAGACUCAGCCGCCACCGCCGAGGGAUGGAGGCUCAAGCUCACCUUCGACAUGGUGGAGCUGGUGCAGGACAUCUGCAACCUGACCCUGGUGCAGCUGGGCUACAGGAUGGUCAGCUCGGUGGAAGAGCUCCGAAACGUCUCCGUAAGUCUGGCUGAAGAUAGGACCUUUCUGCCCUAUUUGUAAUCAGGAAUAGUUUGUGCCAUUUGGUGAUAUAUUUUUGAUAUCUAUUCUAUAUAUAAUAUAUAAAUAUAUAUGAAAUGUUCUUACAUUGUUGGGUAAGGUUCCCCGUACGCACAGGCAGACACACACGAGCAGGGUUGCCACUCAGAGGGUGCAAACUAUAUGGAAUUUGCUGCCAGAUGAGCGGGUCCUGGCUGGUACCACAACGACAUUUCGAUGACGUUUUCCCUGAUGUUGGGGAACCAAGGAUUAGAAGGCAUGGGUUUUAGGGCGAAGGGGGAAAGGUUUUCGAGGAACCCAAGGGGCAAUAUUUUCACCCAGAAGAUGGAACGAGCUGCCAGAGGAGGUGUUUGAGGCAGGUACAUGAAGGGCAGUUGAACAGGUGCAUGAAGAUGAAAUGUUUCGUGGGAUGUGGGCCAUAUAGGACCAGCUUAGAUAGAUAUCUUGGAUCAGUAUGGACCAGGUGGACUCAAGCGAUUACUUCCAUGCUAUUGGAAUAUUCCAUAUAUAGAAUAUAGAAUAUUCCAUGAUUCUAUUUGGAAAUGUGUACAGAUAGGAAAGGUUAGAGAGAUAUGGGCCAAAUUUGGGCAAUUGGGACUAGCUAUGGUUGUCACCUUUGCCAGCAUGGAGGAGUUGUGCCAAAGGGCAUGUUUCCUUUCUCUACCCUAACUUCUGUUGAAUGUAUCUUUAGGGGCAUUGAUCACUUCUCACUACUAUGGAUCACCUCACCAAAUGAUUCAUCUGCAUUGUCUGAUAAUUCUUGACUACAAUCAUGCAGACUUUCCUUUCCCAUUUGCAAUAUGUGUACUAUGACUAUCUAGAUUCCACUGUCAAUAUUCAUGCCUUCAUCACUGCGGGACACGGGUGCAGUGCGGACAACUGACAAAGUGCAGUUAUCACGCAGGGCCUUUAUUCCAUUCGGUAUCACUCCAUGCCUAUUUUCACAGCGUUUCCCAAACCCACAAUCUGCAGAGUCCCUGAAGAAGGAGAAAAGAUGCACUGGGAUACCGGACCACCAACUACAUGUUUCCCUCCAGGCUGCCCUCUGUGACGUACGUGAUCCUAAACUGGAAAUAUAUCAGUGUUCCUUCAUUAUCACCGAUUCUCAGUCAUAAAACUUUCUCUCCUAGAGCACUGCAGGACUGGUGUUCAUUCCAUCAAUUAGGAAUUUGCAUUGUUUUUAUCAGUGAUGAUAACAUUGUGUAAAUCAAUAAAUAAAUAGCAAUGUUUGCAAAGAAUUGGGGACAAGAAAUAUUUCAGUCUUGCUUUGAUUUUCUCCAUGACUUGCCUACAGCUACAUUCUGAAGAUUAAUCCAUGCAGACGCCAAAAUGAUCAGUACAGUUGGCAACCCUAACAGGCACACAAACUUUCAAAUUAUUCCUGCUGAUAGAAGUAAGUUGUGGAGUCAUGGGAGAUUUCCAGAGAGCUUCUUGGACAUGGUGAAAGUUCCAACAAUUUUACAAAAUAUCCCGACUUUUUAAUGUGGGUGAAUGUGUUUAUUAAAAAUGUGAAAUAUUUGAAUAUUUUUAAAUGCAUUGUAUCUUUCUAAACUGUCAGAUGAUCUUGAAGAAAUCAACAUUGAACUAUUUUUAAUACACCAGGAAGUUUCUCAGAUUUCUAACCCCCAACCCCUGCAAUGCUCUCUAGGUUUUGGUCAAUUAUUUUGUACAUUGUAUUAGAGUUUGUGCCAAACAAAUAGUUCGAGUAAUUGUGCCUGGGGGACUCUGCUGAAGAACCAACCAUUCAUUUUAAAUAAUGUUAAGAGAGGGGAAACCACAGAUUUGGCCAGUGUUGUCAAGUAUGUUAGCACACAACAUGCUGGAGGAGAUCAGCAGGUCAAGCAACAUCUGUGGAGAGGAAUAAGCAGUCAAUGUUUCAUGCCAAGUCUCUUCCUCGGGAUGAAAUGUCUCAGCCCAAACGUGGACUGUUUAUUUCUCCCCAUAGAUGCUGCCUGACCUGCUGAGUUUCUCCAACAUGUGUAUGUGUGUGAGUGUGGAUUCUGGAUUUCUGGCAUCUGCAGAAUCUUUUUUUUAUGUGUCUGUCAAGUAUGUUAUCCAUUUGCCGCAUGUGGCUGAUUGACCAUACAGAUAAGUGGAAUGUUGUAUUAGAUUAGUCAAUAACAAAUGAGCAACUGACACCAUCAGUGCAUGCCGUCUCAGUGUUCCUUUGCAUGGGGUAUGCAUGCAUAUUUUGAUAAUUUUUCUGUGCCUUGUUGGUAAAAAAAAGUAAGAUACAAAAACAAAGUGUGCAAGUGUAACUUCAUCAUUGUGAAUGCUUCACAUUCGUCACUGACAGGAGCUGGAGAUUUGUCAAACAUCUGUGAGUUGCAUAGACCUCUGUGUGCGUGCGUGCGUGUGUGUGGUGUGUAUUUAAAUAUAUGACUCUGAAGACAAUUAGUUCCUGUAUUGGAGACAUAAGUGACUGACUGCGGUUGCUGGAACCAGUCCAGAUGAAGGUACUUGACCCAAAAGAUCAAGUGUCAAUUUGCCUGACCUGCUGAGUUUCUCAAGCACGUUGCUUGUUGCUAGCGUAGGUAUUUAUCCUUGUGGCCGCCGUCAGUUUCUACUUGACAACACUGGACAAGCGAAGCGCAAGCCGAGGUCUUUGUGAUCUCAUGUCAUAACUGGCAAUUGUUCCAGUUGAUUCGAGUCUGAAAGUUUUCAAAGCAUUGUGUUCAAAUUUUGCUGCCUCCCUCCACACACCUCCUGGAGAAUUUACCCUGAGCUUCUGAAAAAUGGUGCCUAAUCCACAAAUGAAUGAGACAGCAUGUGUUUUUAACUGGUGAAUAGCCACAGAAAUAAUGUGCCAAUAACGGAACACCUACUGAUAUUUAUACUGAAAAUGGAUGACUGGAAGGUAUGUUUGGAUGGCAGAGAUGGACUAGAAUAUCCUGUGGUUUCUGAGUUUGAAAACCUGCGUGUAAAGUAUAAAAUAUUUAUUUAAAAGCAGUUGCCUGAAGAAAGCAACCUGUGAACACCAGCUCUGAAUAGACUGUGCUCUACUUCCAAAAUGUAGUACCUUCACCUUUGUAUCAGAAGUUGAGCGUUCACGUUCCAGUCCAUAGUGUGAGCAGAAAAUUGGGGGCGUACUCAGAGCAGCUCGGACAGACUGUUGUCCUAUGUGAGUGCCAUCUUCCCAAGGCAAAAUUAAACAGAGGAUCAAUAUUUCAAACAGAUAAAAAGUUCUUCCCAAUAGUUACCCUUCAAUUAUCAAUACAAGUAUUAUCCAAUCAUUAUCAUGGCAUUUCAGUGAUCUUUCAUGGGGCAGGACAGUAGCGUGACACUUUACAGUCCCCAGCAAAACCAGGUUCAAUUCCUGCUGCUGUCCAGGAGGAGUUUUUGUAUGUUCUACUCAUGACUGCAUCAGUUUUUUUUUCUGGCUGCUCCAGUUUAGUCUCACAUUCCAAAGACGUACCAGAUCAGUAGGUUAAUUGGUCACUUGGGAUUAAUUGGGCAGCACAGGCUUGUUGAGCCAGAAGGGCCUGUUACCGUGCUUAAUCCCGAAAUAAACACAGAAAUAAAUCACAAUGACUACAUUUUUGAAGUAUUUCAUUGGCUGCAAUGUAUUUUGUGAUACAACAGAUGCUAUAUUAAUGCAAGUUUCUAUAAUUCUAUGUUUCUUGCGUUAGGAGCUGGAAUUUGCUAGCCAGGGUGCUUGGAAGCUCGGCGGUAAAGAAAGUUAGUCCAUAUUUCCUAAUGUUCACCUCCAGAAAUAUAAUUUAGACCUUAUUGCAUUGCCUAUAUGCUUUGGAGUAUGACAAUGUUCCUUGACACUAAAAGGGUUAAAAUCUAUCCAGCUGAGGAAAGCUGAGAAACUCGUCUUGAAUGUAUGUCACUUACGUUGCUUUGGAUUCCAGAGUAGGUUAUUGUGAAUGGAAAAUCAAUUCCAAAAUAAAGUCUUGUGUACUCUGUAUUUUACACAUUCUGUACGUGUACAUUUCUCAUCCGUGUACUUACAUGCUGGAAUUUA